AUGAUUGUCAGGAUGCUGAAACUGCGAAUGCUCAAUGCUAUUGCACCAGCCUACUUCUAUACUGCCACAGCAGUCACCUUUGUUCUCCACUUCUUCCUUUUCAUCCCCACUAUUUUCCAAACCCAAAAUGUUACACUAAGUUCCCUCAUGCUGCUUCACAUUACUGUUUUGCUAUUUCUUAUGCUCAAUGCACUUGGGAAUUACUCAAUGACUGUAUGGUUCCCAGCAGAGAGUGCCAAUGAGAACAUUAUUCCAGUCUGUUCACCAGACUGUCCAGACAGAGUGGAUGCUCACUACCUCCUUAAUGGCCGGCACUUCUGCAAACUGUGUAAGAAAAUCAUUCUUAAACGGGAUCACCACUGUUUCUUCACGGGAAACUGCAUAGGGAACAGGAAUAUGCGCUACUUUAUCAUGUUCAGUAUCUACACGUCCUGUACCUGUCUGUACUCUCUGGUGCUUGGGGUGGCCUAUCUCACAGUAGAGUAUGCCAUCUCCUUUGAAAACCCUUUGACCUUCCUCACACUUUUGCCCCUCUCUACAGGUUACUUCUUCCUCGGUACCAUUUCUGGCCUUCAAUUCUUUCUGGUUAUCAUGCUCUAUGUAUGGUUAGGCAUUGGUUUGGUGAGUGCUGGUUUCUGCUGCCAACAAAUCUUGCUUGUGGCCCGUGGACAAACCUGGUGCCAGCUACAGAAAGGGCAGCUAGUGGAGAGCCGAGGAACAUGGCGAUCCAAUUUGAGUGAUGUAUUUGGUUCCCGCUGGGUACUGGGCCUCUUUCUGCCAGUACAGACUGUGGAGACCACUCCAGGAAACUGGCAAAGUUAUCAUGAACACAAGCAUGACUGA
Messenger RNA from Neoarius graeffei (lesser salmon catfish), 843 nucleotides. RefSeq names its product zinc finger DHHC-type palmitoyltransferase 22 (gene zdhhc22). Gene Ontology annotation, cellular component: Golgi apparatus. The record is from RefSeq and is a predicted model, not a curated record. Gene Ontology annotation, molecular function: palmitoyltransferase activity. Gene Ontology annotation, biological process: protein palmitoylation. Bases 1 to 843 code for a protein of 280 amino acids. NCBI's taxonomy places the organism in Eukaryota, Metazoa, Chordata, Actinopteri, Siluriformes, Ariidae. The transcript has 2 exons.